Molecule: messenger RNA, 1278 nt
Organism: Nerophis lumbriciformis (worm pipefish)
Lineage: Eukaryota; Metazoa; Chordata; Actinopteri; Syngnathiformes; Syngnathidae
Source: RefSeq, a predicted model, not a curated record
AUGGCAAGUCCAAGAACCAGAAGAGUUUUGAAGGAAGUAAGAACGCAGGAUGAAAAUUCUCUAUGCUUUGAAUGUGGAGCCUUCAACCCUCAGUGGGUCAGUGUGACCUACGGAAUCUGGAUAUGUUUGGAAUGCUCUGGAAAACACAGAGGCUUGGGGGUACAUCUCAGUUUUGUACGUUCCGUCACGAUGGACAAGUGGAAGGAUAUUGAGCUUGAAAAGAUGAAAGCAGGAGGGAAUGGCAAAUUUCGUUUAUUUCUGGAACUCCAAGAUGAUUACAAUCCUAACUGGACUUUACAGGAGAAGUAUAACAGCCGAGCUGCUGCGCUUUUUAGGGACAAGGUUGCCACUGAAGCAGAGGGGAAGGAGUGGUCCAUUGAGGCAUCUUCUGCCAAAAAUUGGACCUCACCUCAACCCAAAAACAAUCUUUCAUCCUCCCACCGGUCCGCGGGAUCUGGAGCCAACUCGGCCGUAUCUGGCGAUCAAGCUUUUGAGGACUGGUUGACUGAUGACGUCAACUCUUACCAGAGCGGAGGCGGUUAUAGUGGGAAUCAAGAGAACCGCUACGUCGGCUUUGGCAACACCGUAACCCCAGAGAAGAAGGAGGAUGACUUCAUUAACAACGCCAUGUCCUCCAUUUAUUCGGGUUGGAGCAAUUUCACCGUCGGAGCCACUAAGUUUGCUUCUAUUGCAAAAGAUAAUACAACAAAACUGGCUAAUCAAGCAACUCUAAAGUUAAGGGGUUAUAAGGCGCCCCCAGAACCGGCCACAGAGUUAGGACACACAAUAAACGAAAGUGUUAUCAAACCUACCCAGGAAAAGGUGAAAGAUGGCAAAUUUCUAGAUGAAAUGACGGUCGGCAUCAAUGAGUUUGCAAACAAGGUGCAGGGAGCCGGUGCCAAAUUGUCCAAUCUUUUCUCGGGCAAGACGGAAGACGGAGCCGCCGGCGAUAGCUACCAGAACAUGGACGCCGCCGAGGGAUAUCAGGGCGGCUCCGGUCAGCCCGUCUCCAAAGACUUCUGGGAAACAUUUGGUAGCAACAGCUCUCUCAAGGCCAAGAAAUCCCCGAGCAGCGACAGCUGGACCGUUGCAGAUAAUUCUGCAAAGAAGAGCUCUGACAGUUGGGACAAUUGGGGCUCAGAUGCGGCGUCCAACAACAAACACAGCACGGAGGAGAGCUGGGAAGCCUGGGACAACAACUGGGAGAAUGCAGAUGGUAAGAGCAAAAAGAGUCCCACCAAACCUGCUGAGGAAACAUGGGCUAAUGCAGACUGGUAG